ACCAGUAAAUAUCAAAUUCAAGAAAACACCAUUCUUUUCUGAUUUCUCCAAGUCCAACAAAUUUCUCCCGUCACCCACAAACUCCUUCUACUUCUUCUCCUCCCCAACCACCAACACCCUUUACUGUUACAACAAUGGCGGCAGUUCCUAUUGAGGAAAGUGUGGAUAUAGCAAGAAAGUGUUGGAUCAAAUUCAAGAAAGAGUCAAUUCUUGCACUUUACACUCCAUUUAUUGUUUGUUUAGCUUCUGGGACUUUAAAGCUUGAAACAUUCCAGCAUUACAUUGCUCAAGAUUCUUACUUCCUCAAAGCCUUUGCUAAAGCGUAUGAAGCUGCAGAAGAGUGUACUGACGAUGAUGAUGCAAAGGUCGGCAUUAAUGAAUUGCGGAAGAAUGUCAUCGAAGAACUCAAAAUGCAUGAUACGGUUAUUCAAGAGUGGGGCUUUGAUCUGGCCAAGCAGUCUACGGCCAACCCUGCAACAGUCAAGUACACAGAUUUCUUAUUGGCUACAGCCUCGGGAAAGAUUGAAGGAGUAAAAGCUGCUAAACUUGCUACUCCAUUUGAGAGAACUAAGUUGGCAGCUUAUAUCCUUGGCGCUAUGAUUCCUUGCAUGAGGCUUUGUGCCUACCUUGGUAAAGAGAUGCACGUGUUUCUUGAGAGCGAAGCAACUCAUCCUUACCAGAAGUGGAUCGACAGUUAUGCUUCUGAAGGUUUCCAGGGACUGACUCUGCAAAAUGAGGAAUUGUUGGACAAACUAAGUGUCUCUUUGACAGGCGAAGAGCUUGACGUAAUUGAGAAGCUUUAUCAACAAGCAAUGAAACUUGAAUUGGGCUUCUUCUUAGCGCAGCCAAUUGAUCAGAAAUCCGUCAUCCCUCUGUCAAGAGAGCACAGUCCUGCUGAACACCGGCUUGUGAUAUUUUUCAAUUUUGAUUUGACAUGCGCGGUUGUUGAUUCUUCAGCGAUCUUGGCAGAACUUGCAAUUAUGUCGGCACCAAAAUCUGGUGAAAAUCAACCAGAGAAUCAACUUGUUCGAAUGUUGUCAGCAGAUCUGAGAAGUACAUGGGAACAUCUCUCUAAGCAGUAUACCGAAGAAUAUGAGCAAUGCAUAGAGACAAUGUUGCUUACUGAAAAAGCUGAAAAUUUUGAUUACGAAAGGCUGCAUAAAGCGCUUGAGCAACUUUCAGAUUUUGAGAAAAGAGCUAAUUUGAGGGUGACUGAAUCUGGAGUACUGAAAGGUAUGAAUCUUGAAGACAUAAAGCGAGCCGGGGAGCGGUUGAUUCUCCAAGAUGGUUGUAACAACUUUUUCCAGAGCAUAACACAAAAUGAACAGUUGAAUGCAGACAUUCAUGUCCUCUCCUAUUGUUGGUGCGGUGACCUUAUGAGGUCUGCCUUCUCAUCAGGGGGUUUGGAUGUUCUGAAUGUGCAUGCAAAUGAGCUUAUAUUUGAAGAAAAUCUAUCCACUGGUGAAAUUGUUAAGGAAGUUGAGUCCCCCAUCGACAAAGUUCAAGCCUUCAGUAAAAUAUUAAAUAGCUGCAGCAAUGACAAAAAGAAUCUGACAGUUUACGUCGGGGAUUCCGUGGGCGACUUGCUUUGCUUGCUGCAAGCAGAUAUUGGGAUUGUGCUCAGUCCAAGCUUAAAUCUGAGUAAAGUGGGGAAUCAUUUUGGUGUUUCUUUUAUUCCGCUGUUUCCUGGCAUCAUUGAGAAACAGAAGGUUUUUGCUGCGGGAAACUCAUCUUGUUGGACGGAGCCCUCUAGCGUUCUCUAUACCGUUUCUAGCUGGGCCGAGAUUCAUGCCUUCAUAUUGGGGUCGUAGAACGUUCUUUCAACUUGCAGAUAUGCCGUGUUAAUUAGGACGUAGAGAAAUUCAUAUAUAGUAAAAUCAUACAUACAGCUUGGUGGCAAGUUUUAUUGCAGUCCACAGGUAAAGGUCUGUUCUUUCUUCAGAAAUGUAAAUCUGAUUCUUUUGGCUGGAGAUUCUACGCAAGUAAUGCUCUGGUGAAUAUGGUCAACUGUAGGAUGUUAAAUGGAAAUUAUCCUUUUUUUCCCAAGAAUUUUAUAUUUUCUUGGUGAAUGGUUCUUUUCAGAAAGGAGUAACAUGAAAUUGUUCUGUGUUACAACAAUAUUAUUCAAGUGUUAUAUACAUAUGAUUGUUACA
Molecule: messenger RNA, 2153 nt
Organism: Nicotiana attenuata
Lineage: Eukaryota; Viridiplantae; Streptophyta; Magnoliopsida; Solanales; Solanaceae
Product: probable aminopyrimidine aminohydrolase, mitochondrial
Exons: 6
Coding region: 135-1811 (558 amino acids)
Cellular component (GO): cytosol
Source: RefSeq, a predicted model, not a curated record